Neurospora crassa OR74A is the source of this 1233-nucleotide messenger RNA. RefSeq lists its product as hypothetical. The coding region runs from base 63 to 1103 and encodes 346 amino acids. The transcript has 2 exons. Lineage: Eukaryota; Fungi; Ascomycota; Sordariomycetes; Sordariales; Sordariaceae. The record is from RefSeq and is a predicted model, not a curated record.
CUCAAGUCCGUCUCGAAUAAACUGGAAGUUAUCAACUGGCUACGCAGGAUCAAUCGGCAUCCAUGAAGCCAAAUGAGGGAACAACAUUCAGCCCCAAGGCAGUCCCGCCGACGCCUCCACAUAGACGCCCUUCCUUAUUGCGCUCGAUGUUCUCGAUAUCAUCACUCCAGCACCACAUAUCUCUAUUUGGUGACGGGGAAAUCCCCCCGACCAAGCUCAAACCCGCCUCCACUCCCUCCACACCUAUGUCGGCAACACCACCACCCAAACACGAUAUAACUGCCACUAGGAAGAUGUCAGAGGCUGGAACCGGAUACUUUAUGGCUGGCUUGGCCUCUCCAACGAGCACUUCGGAACGUGGACUCGUGCCAAUCACAAUAACGCCAAAGACGCGGGGAAUCGAUUGGCGAUAUGGAGCGCAAGGCACAAGUCUCCUCGUAAACGCAGCCGAAGAAUCGCGCCGCAGCGGGAACAGCGCCUUCAGUUCUAACUUCGAGCGAUCAACCUACAUAACCGGUCUCCAGAACUUACUCAACGGACUACCACUGGACCUCCGAGAAUCCGAAAUAACCACACUGCAGCAAGCCGUCCCGCCGGCGGUGGUCACCAGGAUCAUCCAAGAGAGUAGCCCUACUGAAAACAAUAAGCCAGAAGUAAAACAUAAGGACGUCUACAGGGAAAACGUACUCCACAAGUUCCUCCUCUGGAUUUUCUGCCUGGUUGAUCGAUGGGUCUGGUUCGUUUGGCCGAAACUGUUGUGUUUCUAUGUUAGGAUGGAACAGGUCAGUCAAGCUCACGGACAAGAGGUGGCGGGCAGUCUAGGUAGAGGCGCGUUGUCGGUUGCUGAUGCCAUCGUCUUUGUUGUGAACCAGGAACCUGUAAUGGAGGCGGCGCGGGGACUUGGCAAAUGGGUUUAUGAGGGGGUUUCGGGAGCUGUGACGGAUUUUGUGGCAAUGAAGGUAGCUGAGAGGAGCGGAGGCAGCAACAAGAAGAAGAAUGAGGAGGAGAAGGAGGAGGAGAAGGAGGAGGAGAAGGAGGAGGAGAAGGAAGGAGAGGAGGAGGUCAAGUUGAAGGCAUCUUGGUGGGAACGAUACUUGUGGUAAGCGAUCAUGAGUACGACAACAGCGGCAAGAAUUAUUGGGAUAGCGGUAUCAGAUUGGAGGUAUUGAUUGGGACCUGAUUGGAAUAAGAAUAUGCCUCAGACCAUCAUGUUUACAAAUGUCCAGUUUCCCA